Messenger RNA from Sphaeroforma arctica JP610, 179 nucleotides. RefSeq lists its product as hypothetical. The record is from RefSeq and is a predicted model, not a curated record. The transcript has a single exon. The annotation marks the transcript as partial. Lineage: Eukaryota; Ichthyosporea; Ichthyophonida.
AUGAAACGGCGAGGCACCAACUGCCACUACCACUUGUGCAGGCACACCUGUAUAGUCUACGACUACCACAACGCCGAGUCUAAGACAGCCGCCGAACUACUUGCGUCAUACUUGCGUGAUAGCACCGGCUUAGAGCUGCCGCUUAAAAGUGAUCGUAUGGUGGAUGACUGGAAUCACAG